AUCUUGUCCAUUAUUCGAGUCAACCUAUCAUUGAAGUUAAAACAAAUAAUAAUAAUAAAAAAACUAGAACAGAGCUUAAUCAGGGGGCCUUAUACCCUCCUUGUACACCAGAGACCUUCCUAUAUAACUAGCUGUGAAGACAAGCAAUUUGAGAAACGAUCACUUCAUCUGUAGUUGUAGGCUGUAGCUACUAUCUGGUUCCAUCCAUUCUGUGACUGUGAUCACCAUGGAGUCCGCGCUGGUGUCGUUCGCGCUGAAACUGGGCGGCAAGAUCAUGGGCAUGGCCACGGGUAAGGUGGAGAAACUCCUUGGCGUGCCCGGCGAGAUCACCAAGCUUGAGACGACGCUGGGUGACCUCCGUUGCUACCUGGUCGACGCCGACAAUCGGCGCAGCCUCGAAGAGGCCGUCAAGCGGUGGGUGAGAGAGCUCAAGGAUGUCAUGUACGACGCCGAUGACAUCCUAGACCUCUGCCAGCUCGUCGAGGAUGAGGGAUACGACGACGCAAGAACCAAUCCAAGUUGCUGGAACGCAUCCAAGUUCUGGUUCUGCAACCCCGUUGCCUCGCAUAAGAUCGGGAGGAAGAUCCAGGCACUCAACCGGAGGCUGGAUGACCUGUCAAGACGGCGCUCCCGCCUCAAGUUCCUCCCCUCAGUAUGUUCUGCUGCUGGUGCCGGUUCUUCGCUCGACGACAGAUGCAGAACUGGACCAUCUGUCGAACAAACCUUCAUCGUUGGGGAGAAGAUUGAACAAGAUGCAAGGAGCCUCGUCAAUCUGCUGGUGAACAGGGUGGAUGAUGAUCAUGAUCCUGCAAGAUCAAGCAACGGCAAUGUUAUUGUUGUUGCUAUUACUGGCGUUGGUGGGAUCGGCAAGACCACCCUUGCUACCAUGGUUUUCAAUGACAGCGAGUUGGAGAACCACUUUAAAGAGAAGAUCUGGUUGAGUGUUAACCAGGACGUCAAUGAGAUUGACCUUCUGAAGCAUGCUAUAGAACAAUUUGGGGGAAAUCACGAACAUUGCAGAGCAGACACAGUCUUGCUCGAGAAUGCACUGGAGCGUGCAGUGAGGAAAAAGAGGUUCCUGCUAGUGAUGGAUGAUGUGUGGAGCGAUAACGUGUGGAACAAUUUUCUUAGAGUACCUUUGAGUAGUGGUGCUUCAGGGAGCCGAGUCUUGCUGACCACAAGAAACGAGGGAGUCGCACGUGGGAUGAGAGCACAGCAUCUCCAUCCAGUUGAGAAGCUUGAUAGAUUUGAUGGUUGGUCAUUGCUAAAGAACCAGGCAUUUUGGGUUACAACAGAUGAAUCUGAGAUUUGUGCACUAGAGGAUAUCGGUAUGAAGAUUGUAGACAGAUGUGAUGGUUUGCCACUUGCUAUUAAGGUGAUUGGAGGACUACUGAGACAGAGAAACAACACAAGAAAUUCUUGGUUGCGUAUCUAUAACCACAGUGCAUGGUCCGUGAACACAACUGACUAUCUUAACAGAGCAAUCAUCCUAAGCUAUGAAGAAUUACCUCCCCAUUUGAAACAAUGUUUUUUGUACUGUUCACUUUUCCCUAAAGAUGAAGUAAUCAGACGUGGAGAUAUAGUCCAGAUGUGGAUGGCAGAAGGUUUUGUUCAAGACGAAGUGAGUAAUUCCUUCCUACUAGAAGAUUUGGGAUUUGAAUACUUCAAUGAAUUGGCAUCAAGGAACCUUUUAGAACAAAAGAGGGAAUUCUAUGAUCAUUCAGCAUGUACCAUGCAUGAUAUAGUCCGCUACUUUGCACAGUCUGUAGGAAAGGAAGAAGGUAUAUUACUUACUGAGGGACAAAAUACAAGUAUACCUACAAUUCGUACACUGAGGUUACGGCAGUUAUCUGUAUCAAAGAAAGAUGUAAAUUGGGGUGCUUUGAAACAACAAGUCUCAUUACGAGCAUUGAUGUUAAACAAGAUCUCCAUGGUUGACAGCAAUGAUUUCCUGAAUAGUCUUUCUUCUCUACGAGUACUAAAUCUCCAAAAUAUUGUCAACCUUGUUGAACUGCCACAAUCCAUAUGCCACCUCAAACAUUUAAGAUAUUUGGCAGUUGCAGGUACAAGCAUAUCUACAAUCCAUAGCAACAUUGGAGAUCUAAAAUUUCUACAGGUCAUUGACCUUGUAGAUUGUACAAAUAUUACUCAACUUCCGCAGAGCAUCUUAAAGCUACAGAAGCUAAGGUUUCUCAACCUUAGACGCACCAGGAUAACCUCAAUUCCUCAUGGUUUUGGAAGGCUAAAAGAUUUGGUCUUCAUGGCAGGGUUUCCAACCCAUUCAUCAGAUGAUAGGACAGAUGGUUGGUGCAGCUUGGAAGAACUUGGGACACUGUCAAAAUUAAAAAUACUUGAAAUAACAGGUUUGGAGAAGGCACCUUCAGGUUCUUCGGCUGCAAAAGCAAAUCUCAGUAGUAAACCAAACCUAACAGAGCUAUAUUUGAUGUGUGCCAGUAUGCUCGGGACAGACAAUGGAGAUGUCCAAUGCAACAUCAGCGCAGAGGAGCAAGAUCGAAUCGAGAAGGUGUUGAGUAAUCUCUGUCCUCCACAAUCCACAGAACUACUUACAAUUGGAGGUUACUUUGGAGUUGAACUACCCAAGUGGAUGCAAAUGAUGUCAGCUUUUACAAACUUAACACGCUUGGAACUAAAGGAUUAUGCAUGCUGCAACCGGCUUCCUAAUGGUAUGGGCCAGCUUCCCUUUCUUGAUCAUCUUUGGAUCGAGCGUGCUCCGGCCAUCAAGCAUAUUGGACGUGAGCUCCUAUUCCCCUCUUCAUAUGGCAGCAGUGUUGCAUUUCCCAAGCUGAAGACUAUGGGUUUCAAAUGGAUGCCGAGAUGGGAAAUGUGGGAUUGGGAGGAACAAGUCAGAGCAAUGCCUGUUCUAGAGGGUCUUUCCAUUUCAUAUUGUGAAUUGAAGUAUAUACCUCCUGGGCUACCAUGCCAAGCAAGAGCACUGAAAAGCUUGUACCUAGAAAGUGUAAGACAAUUGGUCUCCAUAGAAAACUUCCCUUCCCUUGUUAAUCUUCAGCUGAUUGAAAACCCAAAACUAGAGAGAGUCACCAAUAACCCAAGCUUGAAAAAUAUUUACAUCUGGGAGUGCCCAGCGCUAAAGGUGCUGGAAGAAUUGCCAUUACUGAAUAGCAUAUACUGGUGGGAUUUGAAAGCAGAAAAACUCCCAGAAUGCUUUGGAGUACCAAUGUUAAAGAAGCUAUUUGUACAUUGCAACAGAAGAUUGUUCGGACUGAUAUCCUUACAAGAUACCACCUCUGAGUGGGGAAAGAUACAGCAUGUCUCGCAACUAAAGGCAUAUGGAUGCACUUUACGGAUAGAUUUAUCUGGAUACACUCUACCAACAGGGUUAUCUGGAUAUAAUUUUCUAAGAGAAGUAAUAGAUUUAUUCGGAUAUGUCUCCUACACUAAGGAACCCUACUCCUUUGAGACAAGGACCUAUGAGACCUCAGAGCAAGCCCAAAGUCAAACAACUUGCCCACAACGUGAAGGAGAAGAGGAUGUGGCCAUGGAGUAGAGAAGAAAAACGCGACGAAUGCAAAGAGUGCUUUCCAGAGGAAACAGAAUGCUACAGCAGGAUCAUUCAGAUUCCUAGAAGGCUAGAAUGUAUAUAUGUUAGUCAGCUUGUGAAUUCAUUGUUGAUGUGCCUAACUACAUUAAUUUUACAACUUCCGAAGAUCUGUAAAUAUGACAUUCUUUGACAAGAAGCGCUUAGUAUCCCAUAUCUUUAUCUUUACCUCCUUAUAAAAUUCGUAGUGUUUCUGUCGUCCCACCUGACAACAUACCGCAUACCACACGAAGCAUAGCGAUGUCUCUCUCCCACACGACGCCAACUGUGCCAGAGUCCGA
Oryza sativa Japonica Group (Japanese rice) is the source of this 3858-nucleotide messenger RNA. RefSeq names its product putative disease resistance protein RGA3. Gene Ontology annotation, molecular function: ADP binding. Lineage: Eukaryota; Viridiplantae; Streptophyta; Magnoliopsida; Poales; Poaceae. Gene Ontology annotation, biological process: defense response to other organism. The record is from RefSeq and is a predicted model, not a curated record.